AUGGCUGAGAUAAAUCUCACCCAGGUAAAGGAGUUCAUUCUUGUGGGCCACGAUCGUCAGGAGUUGAAGAUACCUCUCUUUCUGGUAUUCUUAUCCAUCUACCUCUUCACAGUUGUAGGCAAUCUAGGUUUGAUCCUGGUCAUUAGAAUAGAUGAAAGACUCAACACCCCAAUGUACUUCUUCCUUAGCAACCUGGCUUUUGUGGAUUUCUGUUAUGCUUCUGUCAUUACACCCAAGAUGCUUGGGAAUUUCUUGUAUGAACAAAACAAAUCCUUCAAUGCAUGUGCUGCUCAGUUAGGCUGCUUUCUUACCUUCAUGAUAUCAGAGUGUUUGCUACUGGCUUCCAUGGCCUAUGAUAGAUAUGCAGCCAUUUAUAACCCUCUGCUGUAUAUGGUCACAAUGUCCCCAGGAGUCUGCAUUCAGCUUUUAGCUGUACCUUAUAGCUAUAGCUUCCUGAUGGCAUUAUUUCAUACUAUCCUUACCUUUCGUCUCUCCUAUUGCCAUUCCAGUGUCAUCAAUCAUUUCUACUGUGAUGACAUGCCUCUCCUCAGACUAACUUGCUCAGACACUUGCUUGAAACAGCUGUGGGUUUUGACCUGUGCAGGUAUCACAUUCAUUUCUUCAGUUCUGAUUGUCUUUGUUUCCUACAUGUUCAUUAUUUCUGCCAUCCUGAGGAUAUGCUCAGCUGAGGGAAGAUACAAGGCUUUCUCCACCUGUAGCUCCCACAUGCUGGCAGUCACCAUAUUCUAUGGGACCCUGAUCUUUAUGUACUUACAACCAAGCUCUAGCCAUUCCCUUGACAUGGAUAAGUUGGCCUCUGUCUUCUACACAGUGAUUAUCCCCAUGUUGAACCCCUUGAUCUAUAGCCUCAGGAACAAGGAUGUGAAAGAUGCUCUGAAAAAAGCCAUUAACAGUAGAAACCAGGCCUUUCUGCUCAUGAAAGUAAGAAAAAGACUUCCAUAA
Messenger RNA from Castor canadensis (American beaver), 963 nucleotides. RefSeq names its product olfactory receptor 8U8-like. Gene Ontology annotation, molecular function: G protein-coupled receptor activity; olfactory receptor activity. Lineage: Eukaryota; Metazoa; Chordata; Mammalia; Rodentia; Castoridae. Gene Ontology annotation, biological process: G protein-coupled receptor signaling pathway. The record is from RefSeq and is a predicted model, not a curated record. Gene Ontology annotation, cellular component: membrane.